AUGCUUCUGGAUGCUGGACCUCAGUAUCCCGCCAUAGGAGUCACUACCUUCGGAUCGUCUCGCCACCACUCCACGGCCGAUGUCACGGACAGAGAAGUGGGGCUGGGGAUCAACCCCUUUGCCGACGGCAUGGGCGCUUUCAAAAUCAACCCCAGCACCCAUGAGCUGGCCUCGGCCGGCCAGACCGCCUUCACCUCGCAGGCUCCCGGCUACGCGGCGGCGGCCCUGGGGCACCACCACCACCCGACCCACGUCAGCUCCUACUCCAGCGCCGCGUUCAACUCCACCCGGGACUUUCUGUUCCGCAACCGCGGCUUCGGGGAGGCGGCGGCCGCCAGCGCCCAGCACAGCCUCUUCGCCUCCGCCGCCGGCAGCUUCGCCGGCCCCCACGGACACAGCGAUGCCGCGGGACAUAUACUUUUCCCCGGGCUUCACGAGCAAGCCGCCAGCCACGCUUCACCCAACGUGGUGAACGGGCAGAUGCGCCUGGGCUUCUCCGGAGACAUGUACGGCAGACCCGACCAGUACGGCCAGGUCACCAGCCCCCGCUCCGAGCACUAUGCCUCGACCCAGCUGCACGGCUACGGCCACAUGAACAUGAACAUGGCAGCCCACCACGGGGCAGGGGCCUUCUUUCGUUACAUGCGGCAGCCCAUCAAACAGGAACUCAUCUGUAAGUGGAUUGAGCCCGAGCAAUUGUCAAACCCCAAAAAGUCCUGCAACAAAACUUUCAGCACGAUGCACGAGCUGGUGACUCAUGUCACCGUGGAGCACGUUGGAGGACCCGAGCAGUCCAAUCACAUAUGUUUCUGGGAAGAGUGCCCGCGAGAAGGGAAGCCUUUCAAGGCCAAAUACAAACUUGUAAAUCACAUCAGAGUCCACACAGGUGAAAAACCUUUCCCCUGCCCUUUCCCAGGCUGUGGUAAAGUGUUUGCCAGAUCAGAGAAUCUCAAAAUACACAAAAGAACUCAUACAGGUGAAAAACCAUUUAAGUGUGAAUUUGAGGGCUGUGACAGGCGCUUUGCAAACAGCAGCGACCGCAAAAAGCACAUGCAUGUGCACACUUCCGACAAGCCCUAUCUCUGCAAAAUGUGUGACAAGUCCUACACGCACCCCAGCUCCCUCAGAAAGCACAUGAAGGUCCAUGAAUCAUCCUCGCAGGGGUCUCAGCCUUCUCCCGCCGCCAGCUCAGGCUACGAGUCCUCCACCCCUCCAACCAUCGUGUCGCCAUCCACAGAAAACCAGACCGCCAGCUCCUUAUCCCCUUCCUCGUCCGCAGUCCACCACACGUCCAGCCACAGCACGCUUACAUCAAAUUUUAACGAAUGGUACGUUUAA
This is a messenger RNA of Cygnus atratus (black swan), 1338 nucleotides long. RefSeq names its product zinc finger protein ZIC 1. Bases 1 to 1338 code for a protein of 445 amino acids. Gene Ontology annotation, cellular component: nucleus. Gene Ontology annotation, biological process: regulation of transcription by RNA polymerase II; central nervous system development. The transcript is spliced from 3 exons. The record is from RefSeq and is a predicted model, not a curated record. Lineage: Eukaryota; Metazoa; Chordata; Aves; Anseriformes; Anatidae. Gene Ontology annotation, molecular function: RNA polymerase II cis-regulatory region sequence-specific DNA binding; DNA-binding transcription factor activity, RNA polymerase II-specific.